GUUGUAUAAGUUCAUGAUCCAUGAAAGCUCAUGUUUCGGAGAGAGAGAGAGAGAGAGAGAGAGAAUCUUUCAUAAGUUUCACACACAAGCUCCUCCCCGAUUCCUGCCGAUGCACUUCUUGACAAUAUAUAUUGACGCUCAAAAUAUGGAGAGACCUUGAGGAACUUUUGUUAAGAGUUAGUAGACGUGAAAUUCGCCAGCAAAAUAUUAGUUUGUCACCCAACCUUGGAGAGCUCGACAAUGGACAACGUGCAAAACCUCAACAAGCAGGAGACCGUUUUCAGCCUGGUGCAAGUGAAAGGGACAUGGAAACGCAAAGCGGGGCAAAAUGUGAAGCAAGGAUUGAAGGGGCGAGUUUCAGCUGCUAAAAUUUAUGAAAGCACCUCCUCAAAUGGCACCACCUGGACAGUGGUCAGCCCCAUCACCUUCACAUAUACAGUUACUCAGACCAAAAACCUUCUUGACCCCAGCAAUGACACACUGCUUUUGGGCCACAUAAGAGACACUCAACAGCUUGAGGCCAUACAGUCCAGCAGCACGCCCUUUAAACGCUUCAUAGUCAUGGAUGAGGUUGUGUACAAUCUCUAUGGUUCCCAGGUCACUGAUUACCUCGAGGCCCGAAACGUUCUGUACCGGAUCCUGCCCCUGCCCACUACGGAGGAGAACAAGUGCAUGGAAAUGGCGCUGAAGAUCCUGGAGGAAGUCCACAGGUUCGGGAUCGACCGACGUACAGAGCCCAUCAUUGCCAUUGGAGGUGGGGUGUGCCUCGACAUUGUAGGUCUUGCAGCCUCCCUCUACAGAAGGCGUACGCCCUACAUCCGUGUUCCCACAACCCUCCUGUCCUACAUCGAUGCAAGCGUGGGAGCAAAGACGGGCGUGAACUUUGCAAACUGCAAGAAUAAGCUGGGCACCUACAUUCCACCCGUUGCCGCCUUCUUGGAUAGGUCCUUUAUACAAACCAUUCCUAGGAGGCAUAUAUCUAAUGGGCUUGCAGAAAUGCUUAAGAUGGCUCUCAUGAAGCACAGGGGGCUGUUUGAACUUCUGGAAACUCAGGGCCAGUUCCUCUUAGACUCCAAAUUCCAGUCCACUAUGGUGCUAGAAGAAGACCACAUUGACCCGGCUUCUGUAUCUACACGUGUUGCAAUAGAAACCAUGUUGGAAGAAUUAGCUCCAAACCUAUGGGAGGAUGAUCUUGACAGACUGGUUGACUUCGGUCACCUGAUCAGCCCAGAACUUGAGAUGAAAGUUCUACCUGCUCUUCUCCAUGGUGAAGCGGUGAACAUCGAUAUGGCCUACAUGGUGUACGUGGCCCGUGAAAUGGGGCUACUAACAGAAGAGGAGAAGUUCAGGAUUAUAUGUUGCAUGCUAGGGCUUGAGCUGCCAGUUUGGCACCAAGAUUGCUCCUUCGCUCUGGUGCAGAAGUCUCUUUGUGACCGACUGCAACACUCUGGUGGGCUUGUUCGAAUGCCCUUAUCCACAGGUCUGGGAAGAGCAGAAAUCUUCAAUGACAUCAAUGAAGGAAUUCUGUUCAGAGCAUUUGAGAAGUGGUGUGAUGAGCUCAGCACUGGGUCACCUCGAUAAAAUCGGUUUAAAUGAUUUACCACUGUUUACAUAUGGUAUACAUUAUGGGCAUGCAUACUGUGGGCAUUAUGGGCAUGCAUUAAGUGUUAUGCAGUUACGACAAUUGCUUUUCAUUAAUGUAAAUGCCAUUUUUGUAAAUGACUGUGAAUAGAAGAAGGUUGACUUAAUAUGUGAAAAUCUUUCUAUAGGGUUUCUUUCCCGCCAUUUCAUACUUGAUAAAGGGACACUUCGGAUCAUCAUGAAAUCAUCGGUUUUUAAUUUUUAGUAUUAUUUUUGUAAGUAAAAUAUGCCUUGUGUUUUAUGUAAUGUUUAUGUAAUGCUUUCAGGUUUAUAAUAAACAAUUCUCUUAUGAACAACAAGUCAGUAUUAUGAAAAGGUGCAUUAUGUAACAAAGAAACAUUGUUUUAAUAGUUUUAAUAGUUUGUUGUUAUGAUGAACACCACAACCAUUA
Xyrauchen texanus (razorback sucker) is the source of this 2032-nucleotide messenger RNA. RefSeq names its product 2-epi-5-epi-valiolone synthase (gene eevs). The transcript has 5 exons. The record is from RefSeq and is a predicted model, not a curated record. Gene Ontology annotation, biological process: antibiotic biosynthetic process. Gene Ontology annotation, molecular function: 3-dehydroquinate synthase activity. Lineage: Eukaryota; Metazoa; Chordata; Actinopteri; Cypriniformes; Catostomidae. Bases 241 to 1581 code for a protein of 446 amino acids.